UGCAUUGUCUAAUGCAGACGUGGGUCUGAUGCAGUUUCAGUAGCCAUGUCCGAGAAGGGUCUGAGAAAUGCCGCUGAUGUUCUGAAAACAGGUUCUGUUUUAAGGAAGGAUAAAUCGGACAGUUCUUAGAAGUGUCGUGCCUUUCGUGUUUUAUAAGUAUCGUUUGAUACAACAUAUUUCUAACAAGAAUUUCCUUUACAAGUCAAGCCUAAUAUGCUCAACGUGAAUCCAGUCUAUUUCCCAUUCUGUCCGAUUUUUAACCCCUGGGUUUAGCUAAUUUCCUGCCGUUGCCUUCAACGACAACAAUGGCGUACGCAGAUGUCGAAUACCGAUGCUUCGUCGGCGGGCUCAACUGGGCCACCGAUGAACAAGUCCUGGAGCGUGCCUUUUCUCCCUACGGCGAGAUCCUCGGAUCGAAGAUUAUCAACGACCGCGAGACUGGUAGGUCAAGGGGCUUCGGAUUCGUGACCUUCAGCAAUGAGCAGUCGAUGAGGGAUGCGAUAGAGGGGAUGAAUGGCCAGGAUCUCGACGGCCAUAACAUCACCGUGAACGAGGCUCAGUCCCGCGGGGGAGGUGGUGGCAGUUACAGCCGUGGGGGAGGUAGUGGAGGAUACGGCGGUGGUGGACGCCGUGAAAGUGGAGGUGGGUACAGCCGUGGAGGACGCUACGGCGGUAGUUGGCGUGACCGUGGGUACGGGAGCGACGGCGUCGGUGGCGGUUACAGCCGCGGGGGAGGUGGUGGAGGAUACGGCGGUGAUGGACGCCGUGAAAGUGGAGGUGGGUACAGCAGUGGAGGAGGGUACGGUGGUAGUUGGCGUGACCGUGGGUACGGCGGCGGCGGGUCCAGAGACCCAAGGAGUCCAGACCGGAGUUCUGUUAGAUCUCUUGCAAUCUCACCACCUGCACGAGGGCAGGGAACAACUUUUCCUCGAGUGAAAGCCGUCAAAAUUGACAAUGCUGUCACUCUAGUUGGUGUCGUCUCGCAGAUCUAUGACAAAGCUUUGAUGGAGCCUACUUUCUGUGAGAUGUAUGCUGAUCUCUGUAGUCAUCUGGCUGUGGAGUUGCCUGAUUUCAAUGAAGACAACAAAAAGAUAACUUUUAAGAGAGUACUUCUGAACAGGUGCCAGGAGGAAUUCGAGAGAUGGGAAAGAGAGCAAGAAGAAGCUAAUAAAGCUGAUGAAGAGGGGGAGAUUAAACAGUCUGCAGAGGAAAGAGAAGAGAAGAGAGUUAAGGCUCGAAGACGAAUGCUGGGUAACAUUAGAUUGAUAGGGGAGUUAUACAAGAAGAAAAUGUUAACUAAGCGAAUAAUGCACGCGUGCAUACAGAAGUUGUUGGAUCAGUCUGAGACUCCUGAUGAAGAAAGUGUUGAAGCUUUGUGCAUAUUGAUGAUUACUAUUGGGGAGAUGAUUGACCGUCCCAAGGCCAAGGAGCAAUUGGAUGCAUAUUUUGAGAGAAUGAAGAGGCUCUCUACCAAUGUGAAUUUAUCUUCUAGGGUUAGGUUCAUGUUGAAGGAUGCUAUGGAUUUGAGAAAGAAUAAAUGGCAACAGAGAAGAAAAGUUGAAGGGCCGAAAAAGAUUGAUGAAGUGCACAGAGAUGCUGCUCAAGAACGACAGGCAGAAUCCAGUAGGUUGAGUCGUGGUUUAAGCAUCAACCAGUCAACUAGAAGGACACCUAUGGAUUUUGCUCCUAGAGGGUCAACACUAUUGUCUUCCCCAAAUGCUCAGCUGGGUGGUUUCCGUGGACUGUCUACUCCAGUUCGUGGGCUUGGCACUCAUGAUGUUCGGUUGGAGGACAGACAAUCUCAUGACACUAGGAUGUUGUCAGUUCCCUUGCCUCAGAGAACUAGGGGACCUCAAGGUGGUCUUGGGAGCGGAGUGUCAAUCAGAGGACCACCGUCAAUGCCAAGAGCUGAUGUGUCUCCAGGCUCCACAGAUUUCAGAAGAAUGGCAGCUGGUUUGAAUGACUACAGCACUUUACCAGAGCGAACAACUUAUGGCACAAGGGAGGAUCUUGUUCCAAGAUAUAUUCCAGAUAGAUUUGCAGCUCCAGCUGCUUAUGAACCUUCAAGUUCUCAAGAGCGCAAUGGGAGUUAUGGUAACAGAGACCCAAGGAAUCCAGACCGGAGUUCUGAUAGAUCUCUUGCAAUCUCACCACCUGCACGAGGGCAGGGAACAGCUUUUCCUCAAAAUGUUCCUUCAGAAGAAGUAUGGCCUGAAGAACGCCUUCGGGAUAAGUCAAUGGCAGCAAUUAAAGAAUAUUACAGUGCCAGAGACAAGAAAGAAGUUGAACUAUGUGUUAAAGAAUUGGAUUCCCCAAGCUUCCAUCCGUCAAUGGUAUCGUUAUGGGUCGUAGACUCUUUGGAGAGGAAGGACAUGGAAAGGGAUCUUUUGGCAAAGCUUCUGAUCUAUCUUUCGAAGUCCGGGGAUGGUGUGUUGAGUCAAGCCCAGCUCAUCAAAGGGUUUGAAUCUGUUCUGACUACUCUGGAGGAUGCCAUAAAUGAUGCCCCAAGAGCACCAGAAUUUCUUGGUCAUAUCUUUGCCAAAGUCAUUACAGAAAAUGUGAUCCCUUUGAGAGAGAUUGGGUUGUUGAUACAUAAAGGGGGAGAGGAGCCGGGUCAUCUUCUAGAAGUUGGGCUUGCCGCAGAUGUUCUUGGAAGCACCUUGGAAAUUAUAAAAUUCGAGAAGGGGGAUUCUGUCUUUAAUGAAAUCUGGGCAAGCUCCACUUUGAGGUUUGAGGAUUUUCGGCCUCCAGAUCCUUACAGGUCAAGGAAGUUAGAGAAAUUUAUUUUAGGGGAUGUUUGAUGCUCAUUGUAUCUUGGUAGAAGAAAAGGAAAGAAAUUACUCUCAGAGUGUAUUAGUCUAGUUCUUAAUUUGUGACCAAAAAAAAAAAAUCUUCUGUGGGCUGGCCGGCUGACGGGGAUUUAUAUAUCGGGCUUUUCCUUUUC
Juglans regia (Persian walnut) is the source of this 2944-nucleotide messenger RNA. RefSeq names its product eukaryotic translation initiation factor 4G-like. Gene Ontology annotation, cellular component: eukaryotic translation initiation factor 4F complex. The transcript has a single exon. NCBI's taxonomy places the organism in Eukaryota, Viridiplantae, Streptophyta, Magnoliopsida, Fagales, Juglandaceae. The record is from RefSeq and is a predicted model, not a curated record. The coding region runs from base 306 to 2801 and encodes 831 amino acids. Gene Ontology annotation, molecular function: mRNA binding; translation initiation factor activity; protein binding.